Messenger RNA from Eublepharis macularius, 1580 nucleotides. It is a transcript of the gene SLC19A3, whose product is annotated as solute carrier family 19 member 3. NCBI's taxonomy places the organism in Eukaryota, Metazoa, Chordata, Lepidosauria, Squamata, Eublepharidae. Gene Ontology annotation, cellular component: plasma membrane. The transcript has 6 exons. The coding region runs from base 89 to 1555 and encodes 488 amino acids. The record is from RefSeq and is a predicted model, not a curated record. Gene Ontology annotation, molecular function: thiamine transmembrane transporter activity. Gene Ontology annotation, biological process: transmembrane transport; vitamin transport.
CCUAUGUCCUGCAGAACUCUGGCUGGGAAACGCUGCCUUAAGGAAGCGUGAGCUUCAGAUUGCUUGUGUAGGAAGAGCUGGAAGAACUAUGGAUUGUUGGAGGAAAAUACAAAGCAGUGGCUGGAUUUUCCCCACCUUGAUCCUGUGUAUAUAUGGCUUCUUCGCUAUGAUGAGACCGUCAGAGCCUUUCCUCACACCUUAUCUAGCGGGACCUGAUAAAAACUUGACCAUCGAGGAGAUAACACAAACAGUUUUUCCAGUUUGGACAUACUCCUACCUGGCUCUGUUGUUCCCUGUGUUCCUGCUGACAGACUACGUACGCUAUAAACCUGUCAUCAUCAUCCAGGGAGUGAGCUUAAUCAUUACUUGGCUGCUACUUUUAUUUGCCCAUGGCGUGUCGGCCAUGCAGCUGGUGGAGUUUGCCUAUGGAAUGGUGACUGCUACAGAGGUGGCCUAUUAUGCCUACAUAUACAGCGUUGUCAGUAUUGAUCAUUACCAGAAGGUGACAAGUUAUUGCAGAAGCAUCACUUUGGUGGCAACCACAGUAGCUUCCUUGCUGGGGCAACUUUUAGUCUCUUUAGCCCAGGUGUCUUACUUUUAUCUCAAUGCCAUAACAUUGGCUUCUGUCUCUGUGGCAUUUAUAUCUUCAUUCUUUCUGCCAAUGCCUCAAAAAAGUAUGUUCUUUCAUAGAAAGUCUUCCCCAGAAGUAUCCAUCGGACCAACAGAAAAGGAUCGACAAAAUGUAACCAACCAAGCAAAUUCCCAACAGGACAAAGAUGUAAUGACAUCAUCAGACAACUCUCAGAACUCACCUGUUUCCCAGCCAUUCAAAAACCAAGACCAGAAACACUUUCUGACAGUGCUUGUACAACUGUGCAAGGACUUGAAGGAAUGCUACACCACAAAGAAACUUCUUUAUUGGUCAAUAUGGUGGGCAUUAGCCACUGCAGGCUUUAACCAGAUCUUGAAUUACGUUCAGGUCCUAUGGGAUGAUAAAGCACCUUCACAUAGUUCUGCAGUUUAUAACGGAGCUGUUGAAGCAAUAGCAACAUUUCUGAGUUCAAUAACAUCGUUGACUGUAGGAUAUGUAAAAAUGAACUGGGAUCUAACUGGGGAACUGGCAUUGGGAAUCUUCUCUGCGCUGGAUGCUGGAUCACUCUUCUUGAUGCAUUUUACCAAGGACAUCUGGACCUGCUAUGUUGCCUAUCUAGUUUUCAAGGCAUGUUACAUGCUACUGAUAACUAUUGCAACAUUUCAGAUUGCUGUCAAUCUCAGCAUGGAACGCUAUGCUUUAAUGUUUGGAUUCAACAACUUUGUUGCACUGCUCAUUCAGACUGUUCUGACCAUUACAGUGGUGGAUUCAACAGGGCUAGGACUGGAUGUUGGGACUCAGUUCCUCAUAUAUGGUAUUUACUUUGCAACAAUAGCUGGGAUUUUUCUAGUCAGAAGCAUUUACAGUAUUAUCUCAAUCAAAUGCCAGAAGAACCUUCUUAGAAAUCCUGAGACAAAUGAAGCUGAAGACCAGAACAUCAAUGGCUAUGCCACAAGACUCUGAUUUUAUUACCUUAAGCAAUAGCAGC